GGCAGCCCCGGCGGCGGAGCUAGCGGAGGCUGCUGGCGGGGAGGAGGAUGAGGCGGAGGAGGAGGAGGAGGGGGCGGCUGCAGGCGGGGCCGGCGGCGUGAUGAAGCUGGCCAUCAUGGGGCUGCCCAAUGCGGGCAAGUCCACGCUGCUGAACCGGCUGCUGGGCGAGGAGCGCUCGCUGACCGGCCCCGAGCCCGGCCUCACGCGGGAUGCCGUACGCGCCUCCUGGAUGUACGGCAGCCAGCCGGUGGAGCUGGUGGACACGGCGGGGUGGAUCGGGGUGGGGGACACAGCCAGCUACGACGACGUGGGCGGCGAGGUGGCCUCCAUGUCCCGCCGCGCCGCCUUCAAGUCGCUGGCGCAGGUGCAUGUGGUGCUGCUGGUGGUGGACGCCAGGAGGGCGCUCAGCAGCCAGAGGGUGCUGUCCCGUCGCGAGAUCUCGCUGGCCCACUCGGUCAUCCGCGAGGGCAAGGCGCUGGUGGUGGUGGCCAACAAGGCGGAUGCGCUGUCGGCACACGAACGCAAGGUGUAUGUGGAGGCUCUGCGUCGCAACCUGUCGGAGCGCUUCCUGGAGGCGGGCCACGUGCCCAUCCUGCAGGUGUCCGCGCGGGAGGGGCAGGGCGUGGAGCGGCUCAUGCCCACCGUGGCGGAGCUGUACGGCGCAUGGAACAAGAGGGUGUCCACUGCGCGUCUGAACCGCUUCGUGCAGCGGCUGUCCCUGCGCAUGGUGGGCAGCGGCAUGGACUCCACCAUCGCACGAAUCAAGUUCAUGGCACAGGUGAAGUCCCGGCCGCCCACCUUCAACGCCUUCGUGUCGGGCAGCCGGCAGCAGCCCAUGCCGCGCAACUUCGAGGCCUUCCUGGCGCAGCAGAUCCGCGAGGUGAUGGGCUUCCAGGGGGUGCCCGUGCGCAUCUGGUUCAGGUACAAGGAAACGCGUGUGGAGCGGCAGAAGCGGCUACGCGCGCUGGCUGCCAGCCGCAAGACGCUGGGCGGGGCAGCUGCCGCCAGCGCGGCUCGGGAGGACGCCGAG
Astrephomene gubernaculifera is the source of this 1030-nucleotide messenger RNA. Lineage: Eukaryota; Viridiplantae; Chlorophyta; Chlorophyceae; Chlamydomonadales; Astrephomenaceae. The record is from the annotation of a GenBank genome assembly.